UUGGAUUCGAUUGUACUCCGAUUCUGGAGGAUGACAAAGGAGACCUUCAUUUCAAGAAAAAAAAUCUUUAUUUCUAUUGGAGUUGAUCCGCCUUGUCUUGUUUAGCGUAUACCAUGUCAAAAUCGUCAACUUCUCCCAUUGUCUACUAAACAUCACAUGUGGAUUUUGAUUGCAAAAGUAAAAAUUUACGACAAAUUUAAACCAAUAAAGGUGCUUGUAAACAAUUAAACUUUGAAUGAAUGGUCAAGAUUGAGACUAUAGUGAUCCUAUAGCUAAAAAGGGAGCCUCUAUUAAAUAACAAAUAAAAUUUUCGAUUGUGUCAGACUGGUGUCUGCGGUAUUUUGAAUUUUCGUCGACUUUUUUUAAGUUAAAUUUUCUUGGAAUUGGAAUCUAAUGGCGGUUACAACUUCCAGAGUUUCCGGAAAGAAAUUGAUGACUUCAGUAUCAAUAUCGGCAACUACAGUUGGGAGAAUUGGAAAUGAAGGGUUUAGAUUAGGGAGAUGGAUUUCUUCUGUCAUCGACGGUGGAAAGAAGGUUGCGGCACUGUGGGGAAAUGGAGAUUAUGGGAGACUGGGAUUGGGAAAUUUGGAGUCCCAAUGGAAGCCAAGGAUUUUGAAUUCUUCUGCAUUUUAUGAUCAGAGCCUCCGCGAAAUUGCCUGUGGUGGAGCUCAUACCCUUUUUCUAACAGAAAAUGGCCGUGUCUAUGCCACUGGUUUGAAUGAUUUUGGGCAGCUAGGAAUUUCGGAUGAUAGAAGUUAUGCUACUGAGCCACUUAUUGUCACUGGAAUUCCUAAAGAAGUUGUAAAAAUUUCAGCCGGUUAUCAUCACUCUUCUGCAAUUACAGUGGAUGGCGAGCUUUAUAUGUGGGGGAAGAACUCAGAUGGACAACUUGGGUUUGGGAAAAAGGCAGCAAAGCUAGUUACUCUUCCCAGUAAAGUGGAAUGCUUGAAUGGAGUUUCCAUUAAGAUUGCCUCUUUGGGUUCUGAGCACUCAGUUGCUGUUACAGAUAAAGGGGAGGCCUUGAGUUGGGGUGGAGGAGCAUCUGGAAAACUUGGACAUGGUCAUGGAUCCAGCAUAUUGGGAUUUCGAAAAAGUAACAGUGAAUUCACUCCACGACUGAUUAAGGAUCUGGAGGGAGUGAAGGUUAAAAGUGUUGCUGCUGGGAUUUUGCAUUCUGCCUGCAUUGAUGAAAAUGGCUUUGUAUAUAUUUUUGGUGAAAGAGCAAAGGCGAAGAUGGGCUUUGAAGAAGGAAAGAGUGUUACAGUUCCAUCUCUUAUGAGCAAAAUGCCACCAUCUGAAGAGGUUGCUUGUGGUGGUCAUCACACUUGUAUCAUUACAAGUAGUCUCUCAUUUCCAUAUUCUUGCAAUUAUAUAUUUCUUGUCAUGAGCAAUAAUACGAUGAAUGCUGUUUUACUAGGGCAGAAGGACUUUUCUUUUGAGUAUUUGCCCUGA
Molecule: messenger RNA, 1452 nt
Organism: Coffea arabica (coffee)
Lineage: Eukaryota; Viridiplantae; Streptophyta; Magnoliopsida; Gentianales; Rubiaceae
Source: RefSeq, a predicted model, not a curated record